AUAUUAUUAUGCACUCACACUCAUGCGAUUAUUUUCAUUAUUUAAUAUUUAAUAAUAUUUAAUAUAUUAUUCAAUAUAUUAUUGAAUUAUUUUAUAAUAAAUUUACCAUCUUAGUUCAUAAUUACAGAUACGUUCGAGGCAGAAAGUUAAAGUUAAAAUCUAUAAUCUAUAAAAAUGUAUUAUCUCUUGAAUUACGAAGCAGUAUUAGACCGGUUUUGUCGCAAAAAUGUCCAUACAUUUUUCGAUUAAUAUACUGGUCUAUAAAAAAUCUAUACAAAAAUCUCUGAUAUAUCAGUUGCUAUGGAAUAAGUAAAACUUUCAAAUUUUAAACUGCUGUUAUUGAUUGACAGGAGAAUGUCAAAAGUAGAAAAAAUGAACCACAAUUCUUAACAAUAUUAGAAAAUGUUUUAUAAAAAUAAUUUAAUUGAGCGACUUUUUUCUCUUUAAAUCAAGAUAUAAUAGAGGAAAUGUCAUAAUUAUCGUAGAGAAAAUAUAAAAUAACAUAACUAUUACAGUUAACGUCUGCACUGUAAAUAUAAAAUUAGUUAAUUAUAUUACUUCACUAAAUAUGAAGUUUAACGAUCCACAGCUUAUUGAAUCAUAAUCAUGCACAUAGAAUAUCAUGGAGCAGCUUGCAUAAUUACCGAUUACACUCACUAAAUUUAUCGCGUGUAUAAUGAUAAUGUUCACUCGAACAGAAAUUGCGGCAAAAUCGCACCGAAAAAACUUAAUUGGCUAAAGCUUCGAAGGAACACUUAUAAAUUAAUCGUACAAGCCUUCAUUAACAUGAAAAAAACUCAACUUUCACCGUUUGAAAAACUAUAAAGCCUUUAAAAAAGUUUAAUUCUCUCAGUUUGGAAGAGCUCAUCGCGAGUGCAAAGAAGUAGUUUUCACAUUUUCAUUCAGAUUAAUUAAGGAACAAUGCGAUUCCAUAUAUUUUUGUGCAUGUUAAUUUUUCUAAUAUCAGCUAUUUCAAUAAAUAGUGCAAAAAAACACCAACGACAUACAACAACGAUAGAACCAUCAUUAGAAGAAGAUGAGCAGCCACAACGUCCUAUGCAUAUGCGCCCACGACCUCCGAUGCCACAUCGUCCGCAUCAUCAUCGCCCGCGCCAAAAAAGAGAAGCGAAAGACUCUCAAGUAUUAUUAGGUACUUGUCAAGUCAAAGUUUCUUCAAAACCGUCUAUUCCAAAAAAACCAGUGACUGAAAAACCUAAUCAAGCUGUCAACAUGACAUUAAUGGCAACACAGACUCCUAAACAGAUGAUGAUUUCCAUUUCUAAAUUUUUGCAUAGGUUUUGGUUUGAAGAUUAAUUAUUUUAUUUAAGUACGCGUUAGCAGCAAUGACAUUCGAAGACACAGUCAUAUUCGAGAAUCAGUAAAAAUCAUUAUUUAUUACGCUUUUAUGAAUAACUAGUAUGUAAUCGCCGUAAAGUAUAACCACCUAAAAUCGCUUCUAUUUUUAAAAAAAGGACA
Trichogramma pretiosum is the source of this 1476-nucleotide messenger RNA. RefSeq lists its product as uncharacterized. The record is from RefSeq and is a predicted model, not a curated record. Bases 922 to 1314 code for a protein of 130 amino acids. The transcript has 5 exons. Lineage: Eukaryota; Metazoa; Arthropoda; Insecta; Hymenoptera; Trichogrammatidae.